This is a messenger RNA of Dryobates pubescens (Downy woodpecker), 899 nucleotides long. RefSeq names its product pleckstrin homology like domain family A member 1 (gene PHLDA1). The coding region runs from base 108 to 578 and encodes 156 amino acids. Lineage: Eukaryota; Metazoa; Chordata; Aves; Piciformes; Picidae. Gene Ontology annotation, biological process: positive regulation of apoptotic process. Gene Ontology annotation, cellular component: nucleus. The record is from RefSeq and is a predicted model, not a curated record. Gene Ontology annotation, molecular function: phosphatidylinositol phosphate binding. The transcript is spliced from 2 exons.
GCCUCGGAGCCGGCGCGGGGCGGAGAGUCAUCGGUUGGUGCCGGCUGCCCCCCGACCCUAGUCCCUGCGGACAGAGGCUGUUGGCCCCACCGGCCCAUGCGAGAAGGAUGCUGGAGGGCGGCUGCAAGGCGGUGAAGGAGGGCGUGCUGGAGAAGAGGAGCGACGGGCUCCUGCAGCUCUGGAAGAAGAAGCGCUGCAUCCUUACUGAGGAGGGGCUGCUCCUCAUCCCUCCCAAGCAGCAGCCGUCGCCGCCGCCUCAGCAGCAGCAGCCGCCACCUCCGCUGCCGGCCGAACCGGCGGCCAAGAUAAAGGAGCUUCACUUCUCUAACAUGAAGACCGUGGACUGCGUGGAACGGAAGGGCAAGUACGUGUACUUCACAGUGGUGAUGGCCGAGGGGAAGGAGAUCGACUUUCGGUGCGCGCAGGAGCAGGGCUGGAACGCGGCGAUCACGCUGCAGAUGGUACAGUACAAGAACCGCCAGGCCAUCCUGGCCGUCCGCUCCACCCGCCAGAAGCAGCAGCACCUGGCGCAGCAGCCCCAUGGCCCGCGCCUCCGCGCCGCCUCUAACUCCGCCUAGCGCAGGUUAAGUUAAGCAGAGGGCUUCGGGGAAGCGAGACUGAGCGUGUUCGUGGCGGACGUACUUCAGUUGGCGAGAAACUGGGCAAGCGCCAGAGAUGCGGGUGGACUGGAAAGAAGCGGCUCAACCACCUGAACCCCAGCUAGCUGCUGCUGCUUUGCCGCCCUCGGUGCCGAGAAGCAUUUCAAAUCUAUUAUUUAUGAACCUUGGAAAGGAUCCGUUGGUGCGAUGGGACUUCUAGGAGACAUGAUGUACUGUAACUUUAUUUUAAUGUACUUUAUUUUAUUUAUUAGAAUUGGUUGGGUUUUCCGUUGUGUUUUU